AUGUCCUUGGCAACCGGCCCUGCCCCUGUGCCACUAUGUACACCAGCCGGUGCGCUGCAAAACCAUGUCCCCGAGGUGGCAGAUCCCCAUGCGGGCAGCUCGCAAGCUGCCCUCGCUUUCUGUUUUGUCACGGCCAAUCACUCUCUCGCGUGCUGGGCCGGAGCGUCGCCCGCAACGGUGUCCAGUGCGCACCAAACCCGAUCGAUCACCGAUCUGCCCCUUUAUCUUGGCAAACAGGCAAGCCUCGAACAGCCUUGCUUUACACAGGACACAUCGGGGGCCUCGCAUAGCUACGGUGUACGUAUUUACGAUAUUGUAUCGCAAGGCAUGAAUGAGAAUGAGCAAGUGUGCGCGGCGGUGGACCUUCGAUCAGGGCGGUGGUGCAUGGGGUGCAAGACGCGCCAAGAUGGGGGUGGUUUGGGGUUUGACGCCUUCGCCGCAGAAGUAGGCGCUGGUGGGGUUGCUGAAUGGUUGCCUGGCCUGUGGUUCCUGCAUGCGAAAGGAGCAGCAGAACCUGGAAGGACCAGGCUGCCGGAACAGCCCGGCAUCGACCAAUCGCAAGGUCAAGACUUUUGGAGCACUCUUUCCCCGAACAGUUCCGGUCCCGAGCCGGUCAAGUUUAUUCCAAAUUUCCCCGAGGCGGCGCCGCUUCCAUGA
This is a messenger RNA of Chaetomium globosum CBS 148.51, 657 nucleotides long. RefSeq lists its product as uncharacterized. The record is from RefSeq and is a predicted model, not a curated record. The coding region runs from base 1 to 657 and encodes 218 amino acids. The transcript is spliced from 3 exons. NCBI's taxonomy places the organism in Eukaryota, Fungi, Ascomycota, Sordariomycetes, Sordariales, Chaetomiaceae.